Molecule: messenger RNA, 8408 nt
Organism: Amoebophrya sp. A25
Lineage: Eukaryota; Dinophyceae; Syndiniales; Amoebophryaceae
Source: the annotation of a GenBank genome assembly
GCCGACUCCGAGAGUUGGAGCUUCUAGACGCAGCGCAAGUUCGGGGUUUAUUUCGCGUGUUUUUUCUCCAAAGAUACUGGCGCGUGCACUACGUGCUACGGCAGUUGCUGUACUACAUAGCCCUUCAUCCUUCGACGAAGAUGCAGGUUCUUAGCUUCUUGUUGCAACUCCUGUGCUAUGAUGAUAGCGACACCUCUCUUCUAGCUUCGGCUGAAGGAGGCGCAGCAGCCGACGAUUGCACUUCUCUAGCACAUGUAUGGGGAGAUGUCAGCAACAUUCUGGACACGACUGCAUCAGCAGAAGCGAUGUUGCCGCAACUUCAUUCCGAUUACCCACCGAUCUGGGGCGGCUCGUCUUCGUCGUCAGGCAGCAAGCCACAUGCCAUUCCGCAGUCCACAGCAAACACGUUUGGUUUUGCCCCUCCUACGCGCAGCACAUCAAAAAGAAUUGCGGCCUCAGCUUCUAGUACUAGUGUCGGCGCUUUGGAUUCUCUGGGACUCUCUCUGAUGGACAUCGCGGAAGACAUGCCCUUAGUCACGGCAGCAACCGCAGCGAACCUGUUGCGGGGAAGAUUUACCGGUGAAACAACGUCCUCUACCAGUGUCGGAAACAUAAUGGCCGCUAGUUCAUCCUCAUCAGCAACCGUUUUGCUGGGGGGUGGAGUGGACAAUAGCACCAGUAGUAUUUCGUUGCAGAACAACAAAGUGCUAAUCGCGUCGGCUCUGAGUGGGGCGGCACGUCACGCGACCGCUACACUGUCGAGGCAAGCAUGGGCACUGUUGCUGCGCGGACGAGCAUUUGAGGCGUUGAUGAAUCUAGUGACGCGCGUUCCAAGUGCCGACUUCUUUCUAGAAAACAACAACCUUUCCAAGCUGAUCCUCUUGCUCGACGUUGUCGGGUACUGAGUUUAUGAUCUAUUAGUUGAUUCUUGGCUAGCAAUUUUCUUCUGAAGUACAUUAGUAAUUGUUGUGGUUGAAGGUUGUGGGAUAGGUUUCGAUGCGACAUGUAGUCUGCACCUUCAUUGACAUUCCCUCUCUCCUUCUAGGACAUUUUAUAUACAACAGAUUGAUCAUAAUUUCAUGAAGAUGCCGUCUGUUUGAUUCGUGUUACUGCUUCACUGUUUUAGUCGGGUAUUCAAAACCUUUGUAGGUACAACAAUGCAGUGCACGUCGGCUGGCUCGUGAGCACAGUGGAGUCCCUGCUUCUCGCGCCAACAGACUCUGAGGGGUUAGAAACUCAGAAGAAGCUCAGAGCUGAUCUGACGAGCGAUGGCCUGAGAACCAUUGUGCAGUACCUCUGCCUGGCGCCGACAAAUGAGCACGAAAAAGCUCUCCGAAGCAUAAAACACGUUGUCGUUCAAGUACUUAUCAGAAUUUAAACGUUAUACUAUCAUUUGUAAGCAUGUGGAAUUUUAAGUCUUAUUUGGACUCCGGUCUGGAUGCAUGAUAUUAAUUUUUAGCCUUGACUUAGAUUUGUGUUGCACUGUGAAGAGACAACAACCACUAACAGUACGCAAGUUCUUCUCCAUAUUUCGUUCAGCAACAAGUUCGGAAAGUGCAAGUCUCUAGUAAUCUCCAUAUUUUGUUCAGCUUUUCUGUGACGAGAUCGACGGAGUCGCGACAGCGGACUUGAGUGAUGCGCGUAAGCGAUAUGACGCCUACCGCGAAGAAGAAAAGAAGAAGGAAGAUGCAAAGGAGGCAUCUAACACGGGUGACGUCGAAAUGGCCGACGCUGAAAACGGUGAAAAGAAGACUUGCAGUAGUAGUGAUCAUGGUGUGACAAAAGGCAUCGCUGAGAAUCAGGCGCAAGCCUCUGCUGGCUCAGCAGCUGCUGACUCUGCGGCGAGUAGUGCAGCCGCGGGCGCAGCUUCAUCAUCCGGCAAGAAGGACGAUAAGACGGAUAAAACGAAGGAUGGCGACAAGAAGGUGGAUGAAAAGUCAACGGAUUCUGAGAAGUCGAAGGAAGUGAAGGCAGAGGAAUCUAGACGGCGACAGCAACUGGCAGACAAAUACUUGCAGGUGGGUCCCCGUAGACAGAUGAUGUAUCGCUUUUUGCUAGGAAACACAUCGCGAAUAAUAAGACGUCUUUCGCGUAGUGGAAGGACGUUAGCGGAACAGCAGGAUGAGGCUGGAUCCUACGGAAACGUCCAAGAGGCGAUCUUUUUGCGUCUCCUGAAAGUCCUGCAGGAAGUCUUUGUAGCCGAGAGAAAGCACGCGGCUAGCUGGGCAAAGAACGUCAUUGAGGCUGGACCUCCGAUCCAAGUUCCCGCUGACGACAAAAGCAAGGAGGAUGGAAUUGACAAGAAAGCCGGUUCAUCACCCAGUGACAAAGUGGGUGACAAAAUUAAGGCUUGAAAAUGUCCAUCUAUUCCAGCAUCUUGGCCCCAUUUAUUGAAGGGGAAAAUGAACCAAGAUGCUGGCCAGGAUGGAUUUAGGCAAGGUCUAACAAGUAGACAGAACAGCCUUCCUCCUCUGGUACUGCAGGAGUCGGGGGUGCGGCCGCGUCAUCCAGUCGUAGUGCUGGAGCAGGGCCAUCAGGGACGAGUAGUUCGUCAAGAGCGGGUGACGGAGAGCAAGAAACGGCAGAAACCGAAGAAGAGAGUGCAGAGCAGAAGAGCGUUUUGAAACUACAGGAGUUCUUAGACCUGGCAGGUGUGGACGAACUCUGGAACGCCUUGGAUCGCAGUUUGCAGAUAGUAACACGCGUUGCCGAAGAGCACGCCGAAACCCAGAAGAUGAACCAAGUUACUACAACUACUUCUUCAUCUAGCGCAACCGGAGCUUCUACAACUGCUUCCUCGAGUGGAACACAACUACAGCAGUCCUCAGGAGGAGGCGCCUCUUCUUCUCUCCUAGCGGUUCCAGGACAAGAGCAGCAGUCGCGCCAGCUUACGAGGACAUCGAGCAAGACUGCAGCCGGUUUUGAAGUCGAUAUUUCCAAACAAAUGCCCCUGAUCGAAGCGCUGUUUUUGUUUCACUGUACAGAGGAGAAGAAACCAGAUGACAAAAAAGACUUCCUGAAGAUGGAAGUUGGCAGUCAAGAAGACGAGGAGAACGCGAGAAUACGAAAAUUGAAGCAAUUUUCAGAGCGACACGCGAAAGCGAUCAAUUACAACGUGAAACAGCAACCGAACCUGCUACAGAAGAGCAUGGCGCCCAUUGUAAUGACUUACUCUAGUAGUCCAUCGUUGGGUGCUAUAUUAAACGAUUCUGGUACAACAUCAACAUCUUCGGGUGGAUUGCGAUGUGGAUAAAUCAUGGUUGAUUAUACUAGUAUUAAGUUUGCAAAUGAGUUCAUACUUGAACGAAUGUGUCGAUACAACGAGGUAUCUUGAGUCUUUCUCAGUUCAUGUCGAGAUUGUCAAUCCCACCACACCCACGAACGUAGGUUCGUUACUGUCCUCAUAUUUUGGACUUUCCGAAUAAGCAGAACUUCUUUCGAUCCAAGAUAAAGGGAAGGCGGGACCCGAGUAUCCGAGGCAACUCAAUUAGGUUGAACCUGAGGCGAGACCAGGUCUUCAUGGACUCUUAUCAUCAGCUCAGACACAGAACAGCCGAGGAGUUCAAGGCGAAAGUCGUGGUAAAUUUCCAGGGAGAAGAAGGUAUGGAUGCAGGCGGUCUCACACGGUACUAUAGAAAAACGCGACGCCACAAAUAUUUUCCAUUUUGAGUAUUUAUUAUGAUUGCCAAAGAUUGUUUGCAUGUUAGAGCAUCUCGCUAGAAAACUUCGAUUGUCACUCUAUAAACUACUCUAUUGUUGUCUGGUACUAGAUUCCUGGUGAUUACUACAUUCUUCACAAACUACACCUUCUUCAGGGAGUGGUAUAAAAAGUUGGGAGAGGACAUGUUUAAUCCUGGCUACGCCCUAUUCGAGCCGGCGGGCGGCAAGAUAUCAACGUACCAUCCGAAUCCCGCGAGCAACGUAAACGAGGCCCACCUUCACUUCUUCAAAUUUGCCGGAAGGAUUAUCGGGAAGUGCAUCUACGACAACUAUCACAUGGGAAGGUAUUUCGUUUAUACGAUAUGCAUCUACGACAACUAUCACAUGGGAAGGUAUUUCGUUUCCCCAUAACGACCCUAGGAGGGGUGCAUCUACGACAACUAUCACAUGGGAAGGUAUUUCGUUUACCCAUAACGACCCUAGGAGGGGCGCACUCACUCAUAAACUGACACCAAUGAAGAUUUUUUGUGAAUGGGUUAUGAUUUUUUGUGAAUGAGUUAUAUUAUAACUGUUAAAAAUCAAGUACUUAUUUCUUGUGAAUGAGUUAUUUAGCUGUUAAAAAUCAUACUUGCUUCUGCUUGGUUUGGCUUUAGUUACCUUGAUAAAUAACUUGAAGAACUCAAAAAUCGCUCAGUUACUUCACGCGUGGCCUGUACAAAUUGAUGCUUCGCAAGCGAACAGACCCUGAAGACCUAGAGUUCCUGGAUCCGACUUAUUACAAGAACGUGCAGUAUAUGCGUGAGAACGACGUGCAGUAUUUGGAUCUGUCGAUGACAGCCGAGCGGCAGGAAUUCGGUGAGACGAAAACCUACGACUUAGUGCCGGGUGGACGCGACAUCGAGGUCACCAAUGAUUAAGGCAAAAGAUUUGUCACUUUUGAUAAUUUUCAAGAUCGUUACUUAUAAGUGACUAGUCGUGGUCUCACUUUUGAUAAUUUUCAAGAUCGUUACUUAUAAGUGACAGAUAUUCGAAAACUGAAAAUAACCGAGUAACUGACUUAAAUAAGGGAGGUAGCUUAACGUCAAGGCUACUCUUCCUUUUCAUCAGUAUCUCGCUUAUUCUGAACAGUUACUUGCUUAUUUCAGUUUUUCGAUUAGUUACAGUGACUAGUCGUGGUCAGACUAUAGUUACCCUUUUCUCUUUUAUAUCUUCCUCUGGUCUGUCUUUUUUCUAGUUAGGUCGGCUCCGCCACAAUUUAUAUGUGACUAGUCGUGGCCAGACUAAGAACUAUGAAACAAAGUAACAACCACGUAUACGAACAGUGGUAAGUAACAUCAAAGGCAAGUAACAUGAAAGGUAAAUAACAUUCACUAGAGUGGGUAACGUCAAAGGCAAGUAACAUCAGAGGUAAGUCACAGCAAAGCAGGUCGUUACCUCAAGGGUAACAGCAUCAAAGCUCUAAGACAGGAACAAAGAGGAGUAUAUCCAGAGGAUGUGCGAGUUCAAGCUGCUGGGUUCGGUGAAAGAGCAGGUCGCGGCAUUUCUGGAGGGAUUCCACGAAUUGAUGCCCCAAGAAAUUCAAAUCUUCGACUCGAAAGAACUGGAGCUGCUCAUUUGCGGCUUGCCAGAAAUCGACCUGGAGGAUCUAAGGAUGAAUACGGAGUACUAAUCUUCAGUUAAACAACUUUUCCACUGAACGACAAGAAUUUGAGUGCAGUCUGCACUGAUAACUGUGCGAGAUUAAUUGUAUUGUAUUGUGGCUGGCGGAGUCGGCGACUACACGACUGGCUUCAAAAAAAUACAUUAAUCAAUGAGCAGAUUAUACUAGGCGUUUACCGUUCUUCAUCUAUGAAUACCAGACUUUUGCAUGUUUAUCAUUCUGGUGUCUUCAUCAAGAAACAUCAAGAAUCUACCGACAUGAAACAAAACAGGUACCAGAAUUACACGGCAACGUCAUUGCAGAUCGUUUGGUUCUGGGAGAUCGUGGAGGAAAUGUCGCAGGAGCAGCGCGCGUGGCUAUUGCAGUUUGUGACGGGCACUUCGCAAGUUCCGCUUGGCGGGUUCAAGAACCUUCAAGUUAUGCGAAGUCUUAUAAUCUUUCAUCUUCAUCCACAGUUGUUAGUGUGACUAUCCAUUCAUUAGUGUGCUACUGAAUAACUGGUUAAGGUACGACUAUGAUACAUCCAAAGUUCUUGUCCUCCAAGUUUCACCUGUGCCUGAGGUCAAAGUUGCUUAGGAUUAGGUUAGCUUUAGGGUUAAAGAUUUUUUUCCUUUUUCUAAGAAUCGCAUGCGCGGACCACAGAAAUUCUCGAUUCACCGAGCCCACACGACCGAGCGGCUUCCCAGCGCGCAUACGUGUUUCAAUCAACUCGAUGUGCCUGAGUACGCCUCAAAAGACAUUCUGCGGAAAAAAUUGCUACAGGCGGUUGAAAUGGCACGUGAGGGAUUCGGCUUCGUCUAAACAAGAGAGCCGGGUGAAACCUAAGGUAUCACACUUAGCACAACUACGACGAGUCAGUCAGUCUACUGAAACAUUUAGUACUCAAGAAAUCGAAAUACUUUUGCUACAUAACAGCUGCCUAUUAUGGAAGAGUUGAUGUGUUAAGGACAUUGUAGCUAAUGAAGAUAUGAGGAUAGAUUCUUUCCUACGACAAUUUGAAUGUUUGAUGGUAAAUGUUUUUUUUUGCAGGCCAUUGUUAGACAGAAUGAAAGGCAAAGUGUUUUUGAGUACUUAUCUCAUUAGGAAGAAACGUAGUUCGUUACUAUUGAAAGGCAGCCGUGCAUUACCGUUGUAGAAUUUCUCGUCGAAGAAAAUGUUGAUCGUAUCCAUACCACUACCUAGUUGAUUUGUCUACAAAAAAGAAGCCAUCUGUUUUGAGCGAUGAGAUAAUCCCUAGUGGUCUUUCGGGAACGCCAGAGGGGUUCGCGGUUUUCUUUCCGUCUCGCGCGAUGCGAGUGGCAUUCCUUUGGUCUACACUCAGCUGAGUUGCAAAAAUCUACUUCUGUCGGAGUGCGGAGAGCUUCGCCGCGACCGUGCGCCGCAAUUCCUAGGAAUGCAAAGGUUACCGCCCCGGAGCGGUUUGUGUGAUUUUAUCUGCCUUGUUGAGUGUGCCGAGCGCGCCGCGCUUUUGGGUCAGAUGGUCAGUAGCUUUAGCGUAGUCAAGCGGCUUAUUUAAAAGGGGGAGAGAGUCCCAUCGCUCUCCCUCACCGAUCUGGUUAUCUCCCGCCCGGUUGUGGCUAUCAGGCUUAAGGUAGCCCCUUUGGUCGGGGUCAGCCCUCCAAUUAUUUGCUUUUUGUUUUUUCUUUCAUUGGCUGCAUAGCGGGAGGAGCUGGCCACAAGAAGAGGGUGAUGCAUGAAGAUGCAGAUUGAUUAUAAGCACAUAGCACGUAGCACGUAGUGUGCCUUCACCAAUCUAAUCAACAUGCAUUUUCUUACUUAGUCAGAAGCAUCCGACUAGUUUCCUUCGCCAAUCAGUUUCCGCGCAGCUCCGCCCAGGGCCAAAAAAUUAAUUAACUUAUUUAAGCGGACAACGUUCCGCCGCCCAAAUCUAGCAUUCACAAAAUGCGCGGGAAGGUGAGACGGGCAACUCCCCGGGUGGCAGGUAUUAGGUGUGUAAUUUUCCCCGCCUUUUCUCCUAGUUUUUGUUCAUAUUAAAAUCGUAGGGGCUUUUAGCGUAGUUGUUUUUAAGGAGAUUAAGAGCUCCCCCCUACGCCGGUAACUACGCGGGAAAUAUGUCGGCAGGUUCUUCACGGAACUCGCCCGCGAUACAAAAAAAAACCUAUUGAAGCACGGAAAUUGAAUUGUGCUUAGACAUAAUUUUUUUACUUUUCAGUCCACGUGAACUGGAUAAAUUUGUAUUCUCGUUCUGGUCGCUAUAAUUUUUUAUGUUCGGUGAGAGUACUUACCACUCGUUCCAUUGUAGUCAGUUACCGGUAGAAGAACAGCAACUAAGAUCUACCAGACCUAAAUAUUAGUACACUUUUGCGGGAACAAUAUCUUCUUCAGUCUUGAUCAAUCCAAUAGGUGAUGAAUACUAAGUUCUUUUACACCAAGCAAUCAGAAGUGCGAUUAUUUUGUUAACACAAGCAAAAAGACAAAUUUACAGAUCGUGGAAAAAAGGGUUUAUUUGAUCUAGUGCGCACCCCAUUCUUCUUAACUUAAGUACAGAUUCAUUGCUGUGCGCACUUUUGUUUCUUGGAAAUCAAUUCCAUCAGAACAAAACCUCGCAAUCUAUCUAAGGUGAAUACAAAUACCCUCUUAUAUUGUCCGUCUACUUCUCGUUCCCUUUUAUUGACUGAAUCCUUUAGCUAUGUCCUCUUUCCCUGUGAUAGACACCUAGCAGGUAAAGACAUAGGUCAGGAAACAAAUCCGUAGCAUAUUGUUCAUCAUCGAUUCUUCUAUGGUCAUCCAUCAAAUUUUUCAGUUUCAGAAAGUGAAAGACAAGCAUCAAAAAAAGUGUCAUAAAUUGAGUGGUCAAGAACCAAUAACAACAGCAUCAUGUUAGAUAGUUACUUAUGGAACAGAGUGUAAUUGCAGGAUGAAGCUAAGUGGCGAUGAAUCCCAGGAAAAAGGCGACAAUCUACACAGUGCAACGUCCUGGAAGAGAAGCACUCCAAAAACUCAAUCCCCUCUAUGAUGUUCGAUCAACAGCGCCGUCCAACUCCUACUCAUCCUUGAGGUACCUACUUUUUUAUUCACAUUUACUGCUCUCAUAUUGAUUCAACCAAAGAAGUCCAUUCUAAUCCUG